This is a messenger RNA of Vicia faba (fava bean), 369 nucleotides long. The record is from the annotation of a GenBank genome assembly. NCBI's taxonomy places the organism in Eukaryota, Viridiplantae, Streptophyta, Magnoliopsida, Fabales, Fabaceae.
AUGGUGAAUAUUGGGACUUCUGCCUCUGUCCCCACUCCUCUGGCGACUACUUUUCAUGUUCUGGACCAUUCUCCUACCCUGGCUAUAGAAGCUCCUGCUUCUGCACCCGAGGUGGAUCAACAUGUGGACAUUGCGACCACUUUAUCAGUGGAAGAAUCAACUUCGCCUCCAAUUUCAACAAAUAGGACUCGAAAUCUCCCUGAGGGGAAUAAGAUGGAACUUACUUCUAAGCUUUCCCAUAGCAUGUUCAAAGCUUCUACUAUCUUCUCUCCUGUCUCUGCUGGUUGGGGAAAUGUCUUGGACCCAAAUAAUCCCUUCAAGAAAAUGGAUACUAGGAAAGGGAAGGCCAAAGCUAUGGAGCUGAGAUGA